AUGUCUUUCCUCACGAGCUCCAUUCGUGCCAGCUCCCGCCGAGUCGUGCAAUCCACCUCUACCCUACCUUCGAUCUCCGCUUUGCACACCUCAACACCACGGUGGAGUCUCAAGGAAAGCGAUAAAAACCGCGAUGACCUGCCAAACAUCUACGAAAUACAGCGCGACCACCAAGUCAAGACCGGCAAGGAAGGGAAUGCGAAGUGGAACUCCGACCUGGCGAGUAAUAGUGAAGCAGAUAUCAAGGCAGAUCGAGGUGAAGUCGACUCUUCGGAUAAGAGCUUCCAAGAAAUGCAGCAGAAGAUGAAGAACAUCCCGACCAGAAAGUAA
Molecule: messenger RNA, 330 nt
Organism: Penicillium macrosclerotiorum
Lineage: Eukaryota; Fungi; Ascomycota; Eurotiomycetes; Eurotiales; Aspergillaceae
Exons: 3
Coding region: 1-330 (109 amino acids)
Source: RefSeq, a predicted model, not a curated record